Messenger RNA from Fusarium sp. VM40, 954 nucleotides. The record is from the annotation of a GenBank genome assembly. Lineage: Eukaryota; Fungi; Ascomycota; Sordariomycetes; Hypocreales; Nectriaceae.
AUGUCAUCCAAACUCUACGACGUUCUCAUCAUUGGCGGCGGUCCAGCUGGUCUAUCCAUGGCCUCAGCUCUCGCACGGCAAGUCUACUCAGCACUCAUUCUCGACUCGGGAGUAUACCGCAAUGCGCCAACGAAAUUCAUGCAUAACGUCGUUGGGUUUGACCAUGCGGAACCUGCUGCCUUUCGCGCAAAGGCCCGAGAGGAUCUUGAGAAGCGAUAUGAGACCAUCGAGUUCAAGUCCGCAACGAUAGCUACCGUUCGAAAGACAGACGCAGGUGUCUUCGAGGCUGUCGACGAUCAAGGUACUACGUAUCAAGGAAAGAAGCUCGGUCUUGGAACCGGCGUGAGGGAUAUCUUUGAUGAUCAACCUGACGGUUAUGGCGAUUGCUGGGGACGGGGCAUUUUUCACUGCCUCUACUGCCAUGGCUUUGAGGAACGCGGCGCGGAGACAGUCGGCGUCUUCGCAGGCGGCAUCAUCUCCAGCGCCGACAUGCUCGCCCACGUCACGCCAAUGGCCAAGCGCCUCUCCCAAUCCGUAACGGUCUACACCAACGGCGACGCCUCUCUGAUCCCGGCGGUGCGCGCCAAGGUACACAGCAGCAAAGUACACUACGACAGCCGCAAGAUCACUAGCUUUGUACUCGUCGAGGGCGGUCCCGCCGUGAGGGUGACUUUCGAGGAUGGCAGCUCCAAGACGGAGGGCUUCGUGGUCAGCCACCCGAAGGUGGUGCAGGCGGCGCCGUUCGCGGAGCAGCUAGGGCUGGAGAUGUCGGCGACGGGAGACAUCAAGGUGGAGGCGCCGUGGAACGAGACAAAUGUCAAGGGGUGCUUUGCGUUUGGGGAUGCGGCGACUAUGAUGAGGAGUGUCCUGCAGGCUAUGUAUAUGGGUGGGUUUAGUGCGCUGGGGAUGGCGAUGCAGCUGCAGCGUGAGUUGGAUGAGAAGGAUGAGCUCUAG